Messenger RNA from Panthera uncia (snow leopard), 1464 nucleotides. RefSeq names its product torsin family 1 member B (gene TOR1B). Gene Ontology annotation, molecular function: ATP hydrolysis activity; kinesin binding; ATP binding. The record is from RefSeq and is a predicted model, not a curated record. Gene Ontology annotation, cellular component: endoplasmic reticulum; endoplasmic reticulum lumen; nuclear envelope. Gene Ontology annotation, biological process: protein localization to nucleus; nuclear membrane organization. The transcript has 5 exons. Lineage: Eukaryota; Metazoa; Chordata; Mammalia; Carnivora; Felidae. Bases 32 to 1159 code for a protein of 375 amino acids.
UGGCGACACAGAUUCCCCAGUCCCCGCCAAUAUGGCCGUCCCGAGGGAGAGGCGGGCCUGCGGGGCGGAAGUGACGCAGCCGGAAGUCCGGCCGCGGCUUCGCGGCCUGGGAGCGCGGUGCAGAGGUUGGCGGACUGUGAGCGGGGCGAUGCCGCGGGCGGCGGGGCUCGGCCGUGCAGCGGCGCUGGGGCCGCUGCUGGCGGCUCACGUGGUGGCGGCGAUCGAGCCCAUCAGCGUGGGCAUCGCCCUCGGGGCCGCGUCCGCCCUCACCGGCUACCUGUCCUACACGGACCUGUACUGCCGCUUCGCCGAGUGCUGCCGCGAGGAGCAGCGGCUCAACGCGUCCGCCCUCAAGCUGGAAUUAGAGGAGAAGCUGUUUGGGCAGCAUCUGGCCACAGAGGUGAUUCUCAAGGCGCUGACUGGCUUCAAGAACAAUAAAAACCCCAAGAAACCGCUGACUCUGUCCUUACACGGCUGGGCUGGCACGGGCAAGAAUUUUGUCAGCCAAAUUGUGGCUGAAAAUCUUCACUCAAAAGGCCUGAAGAGUAACUUUGUCCACCUGUUUGUCUCGACUCUGCACUUCCCUCACGAGCAGCACAUAAAACUGUACCAGGACCAGUUACAGGGAUGGAUCCGGGGUAACGUGAGUGCGUGUGCCAGCUCCGUGUUCAUAUUUGACGAGAUGGACAAAUUGCACCCCGGGGUCAUCGACGCGAUCAAGCCGUUUCUAGACUACUACGAGCAGGUUGAUGGCGUGUCUUACCGGAAGGCCAUUUUCAUGUUUCUCAGCAAUGCCGGUGGGGACCUCAUAACUAAGACCGCCCUUGACUUCUGGCGGGCAGGAAGAAAGAGGGAGGACAUCCAGCUGAAGGACCUGGAACCCGUGCUGUCCGUCGGAGUCUUCAACAAUAAACACAGUGGCCUGUGGCGCAGCGGGCUGAUAGACAGAAACCUCAUCGACUACUUUAUCCCCUUCCUCCCCCUGGAGUACAGACACGUGAAGAUGUGUGUCCGAGCCGAGAUGAGGGCCCGCGGGUCCGCCGUAGAUGAGGACAUUGUCACCAGGGUGGCAGAGGAAAUGACGUUUUUCCCCAAAGGCGAGAAAAUCUACUCAGACAAGGGCUGUAAGACUGUGCAGUCACGGUUGGAUUUUCACUGACCUCUCAUCCACGAGGGGGAAGAGGCCCCCCCGGGAGCUCAGCAAGCGAGGGCCUUGCCCUUCCGGAAGCACUUUGAAGACUCCUUUGGGGUUUGCACAUUUGCACCUGUGGAUUUUAGGGAUCUAGAAGUUUCUAAGAGCUGAGUUUUGAAAAGACGCCGAUCUGGCGAGCGCGCCUGUCAAUUUGGACCAGACGGCAAUCCAUCUGUCAACUGCGGUGGAAGGUGAACUUUUAAAAUCCCUCCCCUCACUUACUGACCUUGACGGAAGUGCCUUGCAAACAGCUGUGUGCGUGAGACCUCCCG